Messenger RNA from Callorhinus ursinus (northern fur seal), 1159 nucleotides. It is a transcript of the gene CCDC172, whose product is annotated as coiled-coil domain containing 172. Lineage: Eukaryota; Metazoa; Chordata; Mammalia; Carnivora; Otariidae. Gene Ontology annotation, cellular component: cytoplasm. The record is from RefSeq and is a predicted model, not a curated record.
AUGAGUUUAGAGUCGUUGUUUCAGCACAUUAUCUUCUCGGAGCAUCAGGCCGAGGAGAGUCGCCGCGUGAUCCGAGGAGUAAGGUCGGAGAUAAACAGAUGUCGUGAAGAUGUGAAGAAAGCAACCAAGGAGCUGAAUGAAGAGAAAACCAAGUUGGAAUCUAAGGUUCAGCAGUUUUCUGAAAAAGCCUUCCUCUUACAGCUUUGGAAAAUUCAUGAAAAUGCCUUAGAAAGACAAUGUAGUGAAAUUACAAACCAGAGGAAUAUGCUUCUCCAAACCUUUGGGGCUACAAAGAAAAGAAUGACAGAGGAGGAAGAAAAAUUUAUUAAGGAAAUUACAGACUUCAAUAAUGAGUAUGAAGUAACAAAGAAAAGAAAGCUUUUGAUAAAAGAAAAUGUCAAGAUUGAAAUAUCUGACUUAGAAAACCAGGCGAACAUUUUGAAGAGGGAAAUGAAGUCAAUGGAACAUGAUAGUGGCCAGUUAAGUGAACUUCAAAAACAAAAGAGUGAAUUAGUACAAGAAUUACUUACUGUGCAGAGAAAACUUAAAGUUUUUGAAGAUAAAAAGAAUGAAGCCAUUUGUACUACCAAAUACCUAGAGGCAGAAAAAGUAAAAAUCAGUGAAAAGCCUCAAAAUGAUGCUGAAUGCUUAAGACUUAAAAAAGAAUUAGAACUUUAUAAGGAAGAUGACAUACAAAGUGCUUGUGAAGCUCUCCAAACAGAAAUAGAAGUUUUGGAGUUGACAUUGGCACAGAAAGAUCUUCAGGAAAACAAAUAACUUGUGGAGAGUUGACCAAAGCUAUCCAAGGUUUGAUGAAAGUAUCUUAGAAUCAAAUCUUUGUGAUAGAUACACGAACGAUACCCAUUACAACAGAUUUUUGUGGAAAAUGUGAAGUCCAGAAUGUUCAAAGUUGUUAUCUAGAAUUGGUAUAUUAGCACUUUAAAAAUGUCAUUUUUUUCUCUUGUUACUUGCUGGAACUUUAAAGCUCCUUAUGGUGUUUGAUUUUGUUUCUAAAGGAAGAAGAAAGGACAGGUAGAUACUGUGUUUUCCGGCUUCUUAUCUCCCCUGACCCUUAAGCUGAUCUGUACUUUCUGAUGUUCAUUUUUUGUUGCAGUUUAUCUUGGGUCCAGUCAAACCCUGGGAGAGAGAAAUGAUCAGA